Messenger RNA from Myxocyprinus asiaticus (Chinese sucker), 608 nucleotides. RefSeq names its product siaz-interacting nuclear protein (gene sinup). The transcript is spliced from 4 exons. Bases 252 to 608 code for a protein of 118 amino acids. The record is from RefSeq and is a predicted model, not a curated record. NCBI's taxonomy places the organism in Eukaryota, Metazoa, Chordata, Actinopteri, Cypriniformes, Catostomidae.
UUCACCUGCACGUGCAACCAACAGAUUUGGUUUCAUCUUUGAAAUGUAGGCCUACACAGGGAAAUUACCACAAGUUUUCCCUGGUUCUCUUUAUAAAAACAAAAUCUGUGUAUUACCUCUCCUGUAGGUGUGGGUGUGGGGCAGUGAUCGUUUGGCGUGAGACUCGUCUUGACACAGGAGAUGUGGGUAGUCGUCUAGGGCAGCAGCAUUCUCGGGGGUGCCCCAAUGAGCCGAGCCACAUCCGUGCAUUAAUGUUGACGGGAACUGGGCACCAUAUGAGCCAGAACUGCCACUCUUUUAAUGCCCGUGAUGCUGCAGAGAGAGUUGAGCGUGAGAGGAGUCCAUUGGAAAACUGGGUGAAAUACUGGAAAGUAACCCGUGUUCAGCCGUUCUCUUUUGAUGUGCGUGAUGCUGCGCGGAGAGUUGAACGCGAGAGGAGACUGCGACAGAUGCGUGAGAUGCAAGAGCAACAAUGGGAUUUCUCUCAUCUUGGUUGCAUGCUACUACAUGAGCCAUGGGCCACAAUGAGCUUACAAAGCAUCAACGGGAUCUCAUUGUUGAAAGGUAUCGCUCAGGUGAGGGCUACAAAAAUGUUUACCAAGGCAUAA